CCAAAACCAUUCAUUUUAAAUGCAUAUCUUAUAUUUACUUUAUCCUCAGGUUGCUGUGGAAAACGAGGGUAGGGCCGAUAGUGUGAGUAGCACACCAACCAAGUCCAGAUUUACAUCAAAGUUUGAUUCCAUAAAGUCUCUUGGGAAAGGAGCCUUUGGUCGGGUGUACAAAGUAAGAGAAAUACUGCGGAACAAGAAGUAUGCCGUCAAGAUUGUCCGUGUUAAAAACAAAAAAGCUCUGCGAGAGGUGAGGGCAUUAUCAGACCUUCGUCACCACAGCAUUGUGGGAUACUACACUUGUUGGAUGGAGGAUACAGGUUACAUGCAGAACAGUUCAGCAGACAGCUGCUCUUCUCAGGAAUCACCGCCAAUCCUUGAGUUCCUUUACAUUCAAAUGGAGUUGUGUGGCUCAAAAACACUUAAACACUGGAUAAAACAGAGGAAUGCGAAAACUCUGCAAGACUCCCAGAGACGACAGGAGAGUCUAACCAUCGCUCAACAAAUAGUCAGUGGAGUCGAGUACAUUCACUCCAAAGUACUCAUCCACAGGGAUCUGAAGCCUGCCAACAUCAUGUUUGGACCGGAUGGAGCAGUGAAGAUUGGAGACUUUGGUCUGGUCACUGCAGAUGAUGUCGACGAUGAAAACCCAAUGGAGAGAACUAACGAAACAGGAACCUUUUUUUACAUGGCUCCCGAACAACUUGAGACCAUCUAUGACCGGAAGGUGGACAUAUUCGCCUUCGGGCUGAUAUACUUUGAACUCCUCUGGAAACUCUCUACUGGCCAUGAAAGGGCGGAGGUUUUCAAAGAUGCCAGAAAUCAGAAGUUCCCCAAAGAGCUUCCACUUACUUUUACUCAAGAGGAACAAUUAAUGAGGUCAAUGCUGUGUAAGGAGCCAAAACAACGACCUGAAGCAAGUGCUCUAAAGGUAGAGCUGGAAAAGUUGGCCCACACUCUCAACCCCUUAAAAACUAAACAUCAGCAAAAUGUAACGUCUGACAGUCACACAAGCAGGAGAUUAUAAACAUCUGUCUCCUCUGCUCCACUCAACU
Molecule: messenger RNA, 1052 nt
Organism: Limanda limanda (common dab)
Lineage: Eukaryota; Metazoa; Chordata; Actinopteri; Pleuronectiformes; Pleuronectidae
Product: eukaryotic translation initiation factor 2-alpha kinase 3-like
Exons: 8
Coding region: 20-1024 (334 amino acids)
Biological process (GO): protein phosphorylation
Molecular function (GO): ATP binding; protein kinase activity
Source: RefSeq, a predicted model, not a curated record